Messenger RNA from Prionailurus viverrinus (fishing cat), 1374 nucleotides. It is a transcript of the gene KRT38, whose product is annotated as keratin 38. The coding region runs from base 1 to 1374 and encodes 457 amino acids. NCBI's taxonomy places the organism in Eukaryota, Metazoa, Chordata, Mammalia, Carnivora, Felidae. Gene Ontology annotation, molecular function: structural molecule activity. The transcript is spliced from 7 exons. The record is from RefSeq and is a predicted model, not a curated record.
AUGACCUCCUGCUACAUCAGCUCAUCUCGCUGUCUGGGCAGCACUCAGAUGCCCGAAGCUGCAAAUGUCUGCGGUUCCUACAUUGACGUUGGGGGCCAGCCUGGGGCAGAGGCCAAGGCUGCCUCCCUGUGCCUGUCUGCCACCCUGGCACAUGCCAACCGGGUGCGUGUGGGGACAACUCCUCUGGGCCGACCCAGCCUCUGUGUACCCUACAGCUGCCAAACCGCUUGCCCCUUGCCAGGGACCCGCGACAUUCCCGGCAACAUCGGAGUGUGUGGGAACUAUGGAGAAGGCGCCCCGAACGGCCACGAGAAGGUGACCAUGCAGUUCCUGAACGACCGCCUGGCCAACUACCUGGAGAAGGUGCGCCAGCUGGAGCGGGAGAAUGCGGAGCUGGAGACCAAGAUCCGAGAGUCGAGCAAAUGCCACGAGUCCAGCGUGUGUCCAGACUACCAGUCGUACUUCCGGACCAUCGAGGAGCUCCAGCAGAAGAUCCUGUGCAGCAAGGCUGAGAAUACCAGGCUCAUUAUUCAAGUUGACAAUGCCAAGCUGGCUGCCGAUGACUUUAGAAUCAAGCACGAGAGUGAGCUGUCCCUACGCCAGGUGGUGGAGGCAGACAUGUGUGGGAUGCACAAGCUCCUGGAUGACCUGAGCCUGGCCAAGGCCGACCUGGAGGCCCAGCAGGAGUCCCUGAAGGAGGAGAUGCUCUGCCUCAAGAGCAACCAUGAGCAGGAAGUCCACAUCCUGAGGGGUCAGCUGGGAGACAAGCUCCAGAUUAAGCUGGACGCGGAGCCCACCGUGGACCUGAGCAGGGUGCUGGAUGAGAUGCGGUGCCACUACGAGGCCAUGAUGCAGACUGGCCACAACGACGUGGAGCAGUGGUUCCAAGAUCAGUCCGAGAGCAUCAGCAAGCAAGACAUGUCCUGCUCCGAGGAGCUGCAGUGCUGUCAGUCGGAGAUCCUGGAGCUGAGGCGCACGGUGAACGCCCUGGAGGUGGAGCUUCAGGCCCAGCACAGCCUGAAAGACUGUCUGCAGAACUCCCUAUGUGAGUCGGAUGCACGCUUCGGCACCGAGCUGGCCCAGAUGCAGAUCCUGAUCCGUGACGUGGAGGAGCAGCUGUCUGAGAUCCGGGCUGACCUGGAGCGGCAGAACCAGGAGUACCAGGUGCUGCUGGAUGUCAAGGCCCGGCUGGAGAGCGAGAUUGCCACGUACCGGAAACUUCUGGAGAGUGAGGAUUGCAAACUCCCUUGCAAUCCAUGCUCCACCUCUGCUGCCUGUGUGACUCCCCACUGUGCGCCUCGUCCAAGCUGUGCCCCCCGCACCACUUGCGGGCCUGGGUCGACCUGUGGAGUCAGCACCGGGAGCCGAUUCUGA